AAGAAGAAGCAGGAAUUCGCCGCUAUUGGAUGGUUAGACAGAGACAAACGCGGCGAGACAUAAAAAAUAAAACAUGGCUGGAAGAGGUGGUUUUGAAAAUUCUAGGAGUUAUGGUGGCAAGCAGCUACCAACCGAACCCCCAUACAUUGCCUAUGUGGGCAAUUUACCCCAACGCUUGGUGCAAGGAGAUGUCGUUAAAAUUUUCCAGUGCCAAGGUAUUGAGGUGAAGAGUGUACGUUUGGUUAACGAUCGUGUAACGGAUGUGUUCAAAGGAUUUUGCUAUGUCGAAUUUGAUUCAUUGGAAACUCUGGAAGAUGUCUUACGUCGCGAUGGUCUAAUAAAUGUGGACGAUAACGGAGCGCCGUUGCGAAUUGACAUUGCCGAACGCAGGAAAAACGAUCGCGGUGGUGGCGGCGGUUUCAACAAACGUGGCCCUCCCAGGCAAGGAGGCCAUCAAAACUUCAACAACCGCGGUGGCGGCGGCGGCGGUGGUGGAGGUAAUCGUGGUAUGGAUCGCGGUGGUGAUCGUGGCGGCGAUAGAGGCCACGAUCGUGGCGAUCGUGAUAACAGAGGUUCGUACAAUGAUAAUCAUGGUGGUCACAAUGAUAGAAAUCGUGGAGGCGGCGGUGGUAUGAAUAGAGGAUAUUCCGACCGCCCUGCAGCACGUGGACGUUAUGGAAAUUUCAAUAAUGACGACCGUUACAAUGAUCGCAAUCAUCAAGAUCGUAAUCAGCGUGAAGGAAGCUAUGGAGGCAACAGUCGAGAUGGAGGCAAUGAUCGCUACAACAAUUUCAGCAGAAAUCGUGGUGGCGAUCGUGGUGAACGCGGGGAGCGUCAUUACAAUAAUGAUCGUCCAUCGUCGGUGGCACCACUAGGUAGUAUAGAUGACAGCGAGAGACCCCGACUUCAAUUGAAACCCCGUACCGUAGCCGCACCCAUUAAUGGCCUUGCGGAGACAAAGCAGGCUGCUGCUAUAUUUGGCAAUGCCAAACCACGCGAAGAAAAACUCAAAGAUGAAGCCGCAGCGCAGGAGGAAGACAAUUAAAUGCAUUCAAAGAAUACUAAGAAGCGAAAGAUAUAUACAGCAAACAAAAACAUUUUUAACUAUUUUUCAAUGAGAAAAUAAUCAAUCUAAGCAGAAACAACAAACCAUUAAGAGAGGAUUAUAUGCAAAUUAAAAAAAAAAGUAUGAAAAGAGAUAGGGAGCGAGAGAUAAAUAUAGAAAAAAACAUAAACGAUUUACUACAAACAAACAAAAAACUAUGCAAAAACCCGAAGAAUUAAAACAAAAGUUAUAAAACAAAGUAAGCUAACAGCUAAACAGAGAAUAAACAAAAAAUAAAAACCAACAACACUUUAUGCGAAAUACCAAAAAACAAAGAAAAGAGGAGAAGCAUAAUAAAGAGCGAUAGAUACUAAGGACUAAAAUCUAUCGUUUGAACGAACCAGAACGAGAACAUAAGAGAGAGUGCUUUUAAAAAGAGAAAAACUAAUCGAGAGAAAGAAAACAACCACAACAACGUUGAAGAGCUGAAUAAGUAACAUUUUUGCAAUUAUUUAAAAACAACAAAACGUAUAGUAUCCAUUAUAUACAAAAUAUAUUUAAGAAAUAUAUGACUUCAUAUUCCCUAAACGACCCCCCUUCCUUUUGCCCUUAACUCUUGAUUCUUAACUGUUCGUAUGUGAAAAGAGGCAGAGUUCAUUGGCAGCAACAAGAAUAAAGCUUAACUUUCUUGUUGCCUCUUUUGGCCUUUCCCAAAACCCCCCCCCCCCCCAAAAAAAAAAAAACCAUAAAACUUAAAACUAUACAAGAGACUAAGAGAGAGGACUACUCAAAGAGAAUAGUAUAAAGUUUUGUUUACAAAACCCCAGAAUUGAAGGAAAAAUUAAUUUAAAUCAAUUUAUUUAAGAAAAACAAACAGUUUUAAAUAAUUUUAUGGUUUUAUGUGUUGUUGGAAAUAAAGAAAAUAAUUGAAAAACAAAAAUAACAAUUAUACAGAUAGACAUACACAUAUACACAUUCAAAAUUCAUAGCCAAUCCAAGGUAUAGAGAGUGACAACAAAGUAAGAACUGGUACCGGAAAAGUGUUGGUCAUAACUUUUAUUUCGCAUAUUUUUACAUAGUUUGGAAAAAAAGCUACUAAUCCUUCUUCUACUAUAGAAGGGCAGCAAAGAACAACAACAACAACAACCAUAACAGCAAAACCUUAACAACAACAAUAACAAUAUUAUUAUUAAAGAAAAUCGAAGGCAAAAACAAAGAGAUUGCGCUAAAACAAAAACAAAAAAAACAACAAAAACCUACAAAAACAACUACUUUUAAAAUUAAAAUAUAACUUUAAUACAUAAUAUACUUAUAUACUUUGCAUUAUAUACAUACAUUAUAUACAUACUGAUAAACUAAUUUAAAUAUACACACACACAUACACACACACAACAAAAAGGUAAAUAUUGUAAUUUAACAAAGCAAACAAAAGAAAGAAAGAAAAAAAUAAACAAAGGAAAUUCAUUCACAAUAUAACUUCUAAGCGAGAGCAAAGAAAAACAUUUCCCUUUCACCAAAAUCCCCUUAAAAAAAAUAAAAGCAAUCAAAAUAUAAGAAAAACCUAAACUAACACUUCUAGCGUAAAAUUCAAAAAAAAAACCCAUAGAAAAGAAAAUUGAUUUUUUUUCCUUCCCCAAAGUGAGGUUAAUAACGAAUUUUAUCACAACUCCUAGAAAACAUAAACUUUCCCCUUAAAAUAGUUUUUCGUUUUUUUUUUGUUUUCAAAUUUGAGCUAUUCUGGCGUUAAUCUUAGGAUUUUUUACCACAACUCUAGAGUCGUCUUAAGUAGAAUUUUAGCUGAAUUUUCCCAAUUUCUGAGGAAAUUUUUUCUUGAGUCUCUCUGGCUUUCGAAAAGAAAUCCCCACAUCCCUUUUAAA
Molecule: messenger RNA, 2922 nt
Organism: Stomoxys calcitrans (stable fly)
Lineage: Eukaryota; Metazoa; Arthropoda; Insecta; Diptera; Muscidae
Gene: eIF4H1
Product: eukaryotic translation initiation factor 4H
Exons: 5
Coding region: 74-1045 (323 amino acids)
Molecular function (GO): RNA binding
Source: RefSeq, a predicted model, not a curated record